Notolabrus celidotus (New Zealand spotty) is the source of this 1819-nucleotide messenger RNA. RefSeq names its product sequestosome 1 (gene sqstm1). Gene Ontology annotation, biological process: endosome organization; mitophagy; aggrephagy. The transcript is spliced from 8 exons. Gene Ontology annotation, cellular component: amphisome; aggresome. NCBI's taxonomy places the organism in Eukaryota, Metazoa, Chordata, Actinopteri, Labriformes, Labridae. Gene Ontology annotation, molecular function: protein kinase C binding; zinc ion binding; K63-linked polyubiquitin modification-dependent protein binding. The coding region runs from base 196 to 1608 and encodes 470 amino acids. The record is from RefSeq and is a predicted model, not a curated record.
ACGUUGAUCGCGGAAGUAAACAUAAAGAGGCUGACAGAUUUUCAGCUGCGUCACAAAGUUUGAGUCUGACUGUCAGAGACCAAGUUUGAGUUUCUGCGUCCAGAGUCUGGUUCCCUGAGUCUGGUUCCCUGAGUCCGGUUUCCCUGAGUCUGGUUCCUUGAGUCCUGCUGAGUCCUGCAGAGAGACCCGGUCAGCAUGUCUGUGACGGUGAAAGCUUACCUGCUGGGGAAAGACGAGGCGGUGAAAGAGGUGCGCAGGUUCACCGUGGAUCAGGAUGUCUCCUCCAGCUUCGAGUACCUGAACAGGAAGACUGCAGGGGUGUUCACCUGCCUGAACAACGGGUUCAACAUGUACUACCGAGAUGAAGAUGGAGACCUGGUGGCGUUUUCCUCUGAUGAUGAGCUGAUGAUGGGUUUGGCCUGCAUGAAGGACGCCACCUUUCGCCUUUUCAUCAAAGAGAGGAAGGAGCACCGUCGGGACUUCCCUCUUCAUGCCUUCCCUCCUUUUGCCUUCGGACACCCCCCUCCUCCUCCUCCUCCACCUGGGGCUCCUCAUGCCCCGCCCCCUCACAUGGCUCCGCCCCCAGCCCUGCACCCUCAUGUAACCUGUGAUGGCUGUGAAGGCCCUGUGGUGGGGACUCGUUUCAAAUGUUCCGUGUGUCCAAACUACGACCUGUGCUCCACCUGCCAAGCUCAGGGGACGCACACGGAGCACGCCCUGCUGCCCAUCUGGCACCCGCUGCAGUGGUUUCCUCGGGGACGCUGGAUGAAGAAGAUGAGACACUGCAUGUGGAACCAAAACACGAACGUGAACCAUCCUGAGAACCAGGAAAAGGACAAGGACCAGUCUGGAUCCUCCAGACCUGCUGCUGAUGGCAGCACCUCUGCUGCCUCCCAGGCUGGUGUGGACUUCCUGAAGAACAUCGGCGAGGGCGUGGCGGCCAUGUUGAGUCCCCUUGGUAUCGAUGUGGACAUCGAUGUGGAGCAUGAAGGCCAAAGGACCAAAGUGACUCCGCCCACUCAGACCGGAGCGGCGGAGAAAGACGUGGAGAUGAGGGAGGAUAGCAGCGAGGGCGGGGCCAGCAGCGAGGGCGGGGCCAGCAGCGAGGGCGGGGCCAGUAGUGAGGGUGGGGCCAGUAGUGAGGGUGGGGCCAGCGUUAAAGGCGGAGAAGGUGAAGGCGGAGCCGACAUCAAAAGCGGAGACCUUGGUGAAGGCGCUGACCAUGGUGAAGGUGGAGACCAGAGUGAAGGCGGAGCCGGCAGUGGGUCAAAGGUGAGCAGAGACUCUGACGAGGAGUGGACUCAUCUGAGCCCAAGAGAGGUUGACCCAUCCACUGGAGAGCUGCAGUCCCUCCAGAACCAGGACCAAGACCCUGGGCCCUCUUUAGGACAGCAGGGUCCCACAGGGCUGAGGGAGGCGGCUCUGUACCCUCACCUGCCUCAAGAAGCCGACCCCCGUCUGGUGGAGUCCCUCGCUGCGAUGCUGUCGAUGGGUUUCACCGAUGAGGGAGGAUGGUUGACUCGUCUUCUUCAGGCCAAAAACUUUGACAUUGGUGCCGCGCUGGACGCCAUCCAGUACGCCAAACAGCCCCGCCCACAGCAGCCCUGAUGACGCCAUCGUGAUGUCACCGCUGAUAACAUGAGACUAACUUUCCAUGAUUUGUACCAGAAGUUCCUGUUAUCUGACUUAUUACUCAAUCAUCAAUACUGCCGUCAAUACUCGAUAUUUUAUAAUCAAUGCUUUGUAAUCAACACCUGUCUGUCAUUUAUUUACUUUGUCAUCAUGUUUUUGUUUCUGGACAUUAAAACGUCAACAAACA